AUGAAAAAUUUCUUCGAGACCAAGAAGCGCCAGAAAAAUAACCGUCACUCUCCUCAGCUACCAGUCCAACGGAGAAGAAAGCGACUGCUUGGUGAGCGGAUCGGUUACUCACCCGACCAUCCUCCCCUCCGUGGACCUUCUUCCUCAGACAUCUACAGUAGGGACACUUCUGGCGGUGCUGCUGCUUCGACCAGUAGGGACACUUCGGGCGGUACUGCUGCUGCCGCUACGACUUCGUCUUCGAGCGCUUCGCAGGUGCGGGAGGAGGAGGACGAUGACAAUCAGUACCAGCAACACACGCAUUUCCGGCAUCCAGAGCUGGAGCAAAACCACGAAAUCGGCACUUCUUACGGCGGAAAUGUGCCGGCGUUCGAUGAGGUGUCGACGCUGAUUACGGAUGAAUCGUGGUCCUGCAUUGUCGUCCUCCACUUCUGGUUCUUCGUGUCGAUGACUUUGAUUUUGGGAGUUUACGGGUCUUCGAGUUUAGAGCUUGGCCCUAAUAGCUCAAUUCUUCUGCAACCGAACCCAUUUUUUGUGCAGUCUAUAAAGGUAGAAGAGCUGAACGUAUCAAGUUCUGGGCCUGUACUAUAUGGUUUCUACAGUACUCCACCUCUUGAUACUGCUACCACUUGGUCCGAAACACAUACUGUCUCGGUUCCAGCUGAUUCUCAUACGGAAUGGAUAUAUUACCUAAAUGCGGGAUCUCAAAUGAGUAUUUCAUACAGCGUGAACUCUCCGAGCUUCUCUAUUUUUCUUAUUAUUGCUCAAGGUAAAGAAGGCCUUGCUCAGUGGCUCGAAGAACCAACAUAUCCUAAUACUUCUUUAUCAUGGAACCUCAUUCAUGGAAGUGGUAUGAUCGAGCAGGACCUAUCAAAGUCUUCUGCCUACUAUGUUUCUGUGGGUAACUUGAACGCAGAGGAUGUGGAGGUACAAUUAAACAUCACAGUGAAUGCUUUAUUGUACAAUACAAAUUCGGCUUAUUACAAAUGUACUUUCACGGAUGAAUCCUGUACUUUGAAAAUUUUGUUUCCGGAGGGAAAUGCAGCUGUGUUGACCACUCCUGGUCCAGAGCAGGAUACACCUUCUGCAAACCAGUAUGUCAAACUAUCAUAUGGACCAAGAUGGGUCACAUAUAUUGUUGGUAUAGGUGGGAUGACUGUGCUCAUGUUCUUGGCCUUCAACUUCUUAAACAAGUGCCAAGGUACCAAUGAAGAUGGAAUAAGAGUACGACAUGAUGAGUUCAGAUCUGAGAGAGCCCCAUUGCUUUCCUACAAAGAUGAUGAUCAAUCAAGUUGGGGCUCAUCUUAUGAUUCUGCCUCAAAUGAUGAGGGGGAUCUUGAAGACUUUCUGGCAGGAGAAGGGAAGUCGUCAAGAGAUGGUGAAAGUAAUAAUACUCGUCGUCUUUGUGCAAUCUGCUUUGAUGCUCCUAGGGACUGCUUUUUCCUUCCCUGCGGGCAUUGUGUGGCUUGUUUUGAGUGUGCAACAAGGAUAGCAGAGGCAGCUGCUACUUGUCCAAUUUGUCGGAGGAACAUAAAGAAGGUGAGGAAGAUCUUUACAGUUUAGUAAUACAAAUCUCCUUGUAACACUGGUAUGCGCUAUUCUUUACUACCUGUCAAUAUAACUGAUCAGAGCUCAGCUGGUUACCUAGGUAGUUUCUAAGUGUGGAUUGGCCGUGCCUUGUCGCUUUACAACGGCUUUCCCUUAUGUAUUAUUGUUUCCGGGUAUAGAAAGCCUCAAUACACCUAAAUAGGAUAAAGAAUUCAAAGGUCUCGAUUCUUUUCUUUCCCCACGUUGUAGGUUGGGUUAAGUUACUCGAUUUUCUGUUGCAAUCUUCAAUGAUAUUAAUGUUGGUGAUGCAUAUUGUUUGUUCAA
Pyrus x bretschneideri (Chinese white pear) is the source of this 1872-nucleotide messenger RNA. RefSeq names its product E3 ubiquitin-protein ligase APD2-like. NCBI's taxonomy places the organism in Eukaryota, Viridiplantae, Streptophyta, Magnoliopsida, Rosales, Rosaceae. The record is from RefSeq and is a predicted model, not a curated record.